AUGCCGCACCACAGUCCCAUGGGGUUUCAGGCCCUCAUCCUGUGUGGCCCUGGGGGUUCACUGAAUACGUUCACCUCCAGACCCGAGGAAUACCCGAAAUGUCUCAUGAAAGUUGCAAACAGGCCAAUGAUCUUUUAUGCAAUUGAUUUUUGCAAACGAUCAGGGAUCACUGAUAUCACAUUGAUCACCCCUCCGCUAGCGUUCCCCCCUCUUCGAGCUGCACUUGACCAAAACCCAUAUCUCACAUUGCCCUCUUUACCCUCGGUCUCACUUAUAGCGCCGAAACACCUCGAGAUGACAAUGGGAACUGCCGAGCUGCUCCGUCUGCCUGAGGUACAGAAGUGUAUCAAGUCUGAUUUCCUCCUUCUCCCAUGUGAUAUCAUCUGUGACUUGCCAGCUGAAUCUAUCCUCGAGGCGUGGAUCGCUACCCAGGGUGCCAUCCAAGAUACCAGCAAUUCCGAGAAGAAUCGCGACACUCAAGGCCCGACUACUUCGUAUUUCGACAUUCAGCAACAAGUGCGCCGAGGUGGCCUUGCCGUUUACUACCAAACGGACAACAGAGAGGAGAGUGUACCACAAGAAGCCACUGAUUUUGUGGCCAUUGGACCGCUCGACCAGGACACCACACGGGUUGUGCCACCCCCACAGGGACCAGCGCGGCCACGCUUCGCACUGUCUAAGCUCCUCAUGACAAUGCCCAUGGAUACUAUCAAAGAAAAGAUGAAAGCGGACAAAGCCCUUCUUCUGCGCUAUUCACUAGUCCAGAGUUGUGGGCAGGUCAAGUUACUCACCACCUUUCGUGAUGCGCAUAUUUACGCUCUUCCACUCUGGGUCAAGGAUCUAGUUCAGUAUCAGAGAAAGCUGGAGUCGGUCAGCGAGGACUUGAUUGGCAACUGGGCCAAAUCAGGAUGGCAGAAAGGUCUCGGUGAUAAGAUGGGUUUGACCAAGAUCUUUGGCCAGGAUGAUUAUGACCCGCAGGAGCCUUCCACUCCGGAUAGCAGCUACUUUGGCGCAUUUAUUGACAAAGAUGUCGAUCUCCGCCGCAUGACUACUACCAAAUCUUGCCUGGGUCCAGAAAGCCCUGGGUUCAAGUCUUGUUUCAGGACCCCCAGGUCAGCAGCCGCUAUCGAAGCUUGCCACACUACUGAACUGCCACAGAUGCUAGCCUAUGUCCACAGAGGAUCAACUCCAUUUAUUCGACGCGUAGACAGCUCUGCUAUUUUGCUUUCGACAUCACUUCUUCUAGCCAAGUUGCCAUCCAUUGAGGAGGUUGGUCGCAAGGCAGCGUCUCCAUUCGCUCACGUCAAGAAAAUCUCCUAUCCCGAAGGCAUUGCCUCGCCUUCCGCAAUCACAGCGAAGGAUUGUCUGCUCGAUGAUAACGUGAUUGUUGAACCCACUGUGGUUAUUAAGGAGAGUGUGAUAGGCGCAAAAUGCCAUAUUUCCAGAGGCGCACGCCUCAUUCGUUGCGUUGUGAUGGACGAGGCGGUAAUUGAAUCUAGGGCUGAGUUGACCGGGUGUGUGAUUGGCCACCGAGCCCGAAUCGGCCGCGAAUGCGUCUUGAGAAAUUGUGAAGUGCAGGAUGCCUAUGUCAUUCCUAGAGGCACAACUGCUAGGGACGAGAAACUUAUGGUCUAUGUGACUUUGAGCGAGUAG
Penicillium paradoxum is the source of this 1653-nucleotide messenger RNA. RefSeq lists its product as uncharacterized. Gene Ontology annotation, biological process: cytoplasmic translational initiation. Lineage: Eukaryota; Fungi; Ascomycota; Eurotiomycetes; Eurotiales; Aspergillaceae. The record is from RefSeq and is a predicted model, not a curated record. Gene Ontology annotation, molecular function: translation initiation factor activity; guanyl-nucleotide exchange factor activity. The coding region runs from base 1 to 1653 and encodes 550 amino acids. The transcript has 2 exons. Gene Ontology annotation, cellular component: guanyl-nucleotide exchange factor complex; eukaryotic translation initiation factor 2B complex.